This is a messenger RNA of Oncorhynchus kisutch (coho salmon), 1092 nucleotides long. Its product is annotated as D(4) dopamine receptor-like. Lineage: Eukaryota; Metazoa; Chordata; Actinopteri; Salmoniformes; Salmonidae. The coding region runs from base 1 to 1092 and encodes 363 amino acids. Gene Ontology annotation, biological process: regulation of potassium ion transport; phospholipase C-activating dopamine receptor signaling pathway; adenylate cyclase-inhibiting dopamine receptor signaling pathway. The record is from RefSeq and is a predicted model, not a curated record. Gene Ontology annotation, cellular component: plasma membrane. The transcript is spliced from 4 exons. Gene Ontology annotation, molecular function: dopamine neurotransmitter receptor activity, coupled via Gi/Go; G protein-coupled receptor activity.
AUGGGGCACUCUGUUCACAAUGUUGCCAUCAGCAAACUGCCCGCCCACAAGACGCUUUGCACGCUGUCUGCCAUCUGCCCGUUCCAGGGUGGUCUGUGGUCACUGAACAUGCAUGUCUGCGACGGCCUGAUGACAAUGGACGUGAUGCUGUGUACGGCCUCCAUAUUCAACCUCUGCGCCAUCAGCAUCGACAGGUUCAUCGCUGUCUCCAUUCCACUCAACUACAACCUUAAGCAUGUUGAUCAGAGACAGAUCUUCCUGCUCUCCGCCACGUGGAUCCUGGCCUUGGCAGUGGCCUCACCCGUCAUGUUUGGCAUCCAAAACGUCCCGCAGCGGGACUCUACAGAGUGUAAACUGGAGGACGACAACUUCGUGGUCUACUCCUCUGUCUGCUCUUUCUUCAUCCCCUGUCCCAUCAUGCUCCUCCUCUACUGCGGCAUGUUCCGGGGAUUGAGGAGGUGGGAGGAGGCACGCAAGGCCAAGCUGAGGAGCAGCAUCCUGGUCUGUAGGAAGUUCCAGGACGCAACUGCCUCCGUGCCCCCGCUGGACUCCCUGCCUCCUCCUCUACCCCCCAUUAUCAAGAGGAAGGAGCUCACAGACAUGAAGCCAGAGCUAAAGGAUAUUAAUCUGGAAGAGCUGGACCCUUACCCUCUAGAGUCUCCAGACGGCCCCUAUAAUAACUCCUCACCAGACACACCAGACCGCCCUUAUAACAACUCGUUAACAACUACAGAGUACAAGGACGGCCCUGUGCCCACCGUGGUGGCCUACUCUAACAUUAGGUACAACCUCCACCCCCAAACCGACCCUCACCAGAAGAAGAGGGCCAAGAUUAAUUGCCGAGAGAGGAAGGCCAUGAAGGUGCUUCCUGUCGUUGUGGGUGCCUUCCUGUUCUGCUGGACCCCGUUCUUCGUGGUCCACACCAUGCGGGCCCUGUGUGCCACCUGUUACAUCCCCCCAUGGCUGAUGAGCAUCGUCACCUGGCUGGGCUACGUCAACAGCGCCCUCAACCCCAUCAUCUACACAGUUUUCAACACAGAGUUCAGGAACUACUUCAAUAAAUUCCUCCACAGCUGCUGUAUAUACCGAUAG